Acomys russatus (golden spiny mouse) is the source of this 1395-nucleotide messenger RNA. RefSeq names its product leucine rich repeats and transmembrane domains 1 (gene Lrtm1). The coding region runs from base 254 to 1288 and encodes 344 amino acids. Gene Ontology annotation, cellular component: extracellular matrix. Lineage: Eukaryota; Metazoa; Chordata; Mammalia; Rodentia; Muridae. Gene Ontology annotation, molecular function: protein binding. The record is from RefSeq and is a predicted model, not a curated record. The transcript is spliced from 3 exons.
AGACGGGACGCAAUCAAAAGAUCCUCUUAUGGAAAAGGACCACAGCAGACGGAGACAAGAGGGCAGGCUGCUUAAAUAAGUGACCUCCUGAAGGCAUCAACUGUUUUCUGCAGUGGAGAAAAGCCCGGGCUGGGUUCAGGAAAAGUGAAUGGGAAACCAGGCUCCAAGUUUGCCGGGGCCUGCGUGUGUUGAUCUGUAAGCACACACGGCGGGAUACAUGUUGGAUGAGGGGUCCCACUGGAGAGACUGAGCCAUGAAAGGUGCUCUGCUGUUGUUUUCCAGUGUGAGUAUCCUGCUCCCAUGUCUGGGCAGCUGCCCCAAGAAGUGUUUGUGCCACCCAUCUUCAAACUCUGUGGACUGCAGUGGCCAGGGGCUGUCAAAGGUCCCUCCAGAUUUACCCCCAUGGACACUAACGCUGCUCUUACAAGAUAACCAGAUCCACUGGCUUCCUGCUCUUGCAUUUAGCUCCGUGUCACUGCUCACCACCUUAAAUUUAUCUAACAACUCUCUUUCAAAUCUGGCUUCAGAGGCUUUCUAUGGACUUCGGCACCUACAGGUUUUAAACCUAACCCAAAAUUCCCUGCUGUCCUUCGAAAGCAGUUUCUUCCAUUCCCUGCCUGGGCUCCAGGAGCUGGAUGUGUCAUCCAACAGCCUCAGUCUCCUCCCCACAUCCCUGGGCAAGCCUUGGGAGAACCUGACCCUGUUUGCCGUGCAGCGGAACCACCUUCUGCAGCUGGAUCGCGCACUUCUAGAGGCCAUGCCCAAAGUGAGGCUGGUACUCCUCAGGGACAACCCCUGGAAAUGUGACUGCCACUUGCUGGGUCUGAAACUCUGGCUGGAGAGGUUUACCUUUAAAGGGGGAGUAACAGAUGGUGCCAUCUGCAGGCUGCCGGAACCCUGGAAGGGAAGGGAUCUCCUCUCAAUUCCCCAUGAGCUAUACCAGCCUUGUCCUCUGCCUUCCCCAGAUCCGGUGCCCUCACUAGUUCAGCAACCUGAUCCUGCCCCUCAAGAGGCCCAGAAAUUUCCUGAGAAUAACUCAGGACCUCAAGAUCCAUUGGAGUGUGAGACCAAACCGAAACCAAAGCCAACCAACCUGCGCCACGCUGUGGCCACUGUGGUCAUCACUGGGGUGGUAUGUGGGAUCGUAUGUCUCAUGAUGCUGGCGGCUGCUAUCUACGGAUGUACCUACGCAGCUAUCACAGCCCAGUACCAAGGGAGACCCUUGGCACCAAGCAGUGAGUCUGAGAAGAUGGGAAGCAAAGAGCCAAUGGACAGUUCACCAGCCUGAGGGCCGUCGUGUCAUGUUUGGCCAUCUUGAUCAUCGAGGGCCAGAACAAAUGUCUGAGUGGGCCUGAUGUGUUUGCUGCUCUGGCUCCACGUUUUGUCUUCCAAAAC